AUGGCGCCCCAAUCACGGCGCCAACUUGGCGAUCGCGUCUAUGUGCUAGGCGUGGGCAUGUCGCCUUUCCUCAAGCCAAACCCCAAGAGAGAUUAUCCCCAGAUGGGCCUUGAGGCUGGCACAAAAGCCCUUCUAGAUGCUGGAAUCACUUACGAUGAAGUUGAACAGGGCUUUGCCUGCUAUGCCUAUGGCGACUCGACUUCGGGCCAGAGAGUCUUCUACCAGUUCGGUAUGACCGGUAUCCCGAUUAUCAACGUCAACAAUGCCUGCACGACUGGCUCGUCAGGUCUUUAUCUUGCUCGCCAAUCCCUCAGCCUGGGUGGCGCAGAUAUCGCUUUGGGCCUCCAUGCUGAGAAGAUGUUCGACCUCAACCCAAACAGCGAGCCGGGAAACAUCAGCCUGUUCGGCAAUGCAGGGUUGGAAUAUAUUGAAAAACUAGCCGAAAUAGCCAGAGUCAACCACCUAAACAGUGCGAAGAACCCCUACAGCCAAUUCCAGACAAUAUACACACUCGAUGAGAUCAAGAAGAGCCCCGCACUUUAUGGCCCAGUCACAAAGCUGCAAUGCUGCCCGACUUCCGACGGCGCUGCUGCUGCUGUCCUUGUGUCAGAACGGUGGCUGCACAAGCAUCCCGAGCACCAGAGCAAAGCUAUUGAAAUCGCAGGGCAAGCAAUAGUCACUGACCAAGCCGAGACAUUUGGAUCCUCGUCCAUGGAUCUCGUCGGAUUCCAGAUGACAAAGCGUGCGGUCGUCGCCGCGCUCGCAGAAGCAAACACGCCAGUCGCACGCGUAGGCGUCUGCGAGCUGCACGACUGCUUCGCCGCCAACGAGCUGGCCACCAUCGAUGCGUUGGGACUAUGCGAGCCCGGUAAGGCUGGCCAAUUCGUCCGCAGCGGAAACAUCUCUCAUGGCGGUCGCGUAGUCGUCAACCCAUCCGGCGGCCUGAUAUCCAAGGGCCACCCUCUAGGCGCCACCGGGCUCGCUCAAUGCGCAGAGCUGGUCUGGCAACUCAGAGGGUGGGCGAAUAAUCGACUUGCGCCGUACACAACUGUGGCCCUGCAGCAUAAUCUGGGCCUAGACGGUGUUGCUGUGGUGUCUGUGUAUAAGCGCGCGGAUGGGUUGGCAAAUGCUCCCAUGACCGAUAAUGAGGUCUCCGGGGUUUCAGGGGUGAGUUAUAACCCUGCCACGGAAGUAAGGCAGGUCACCGUGGAGCAGAUUAAGAGUGUCUUAAGCAGGCCGCAUAAUAAUCAAUGGGUCCGUGUGGGUGGCCGUGGCGGUGACUUGGAAGCCUCUUUCCUUGCUAGAAUUUGA
This is a messenger RNA of Blastomyces dermatitidis ER-3, 1311 nucleotides long. RefSeq names its product acetyl-CoA acyltransferase. Gene Ontology annotation, molecular function: acyltransferase activity, transferring groups other than amino-acyl groups. The record is from RefSeq and is a predicted model, not a curated record. Bases 1 to 1311 code for a protein of 436 amino acids. The transcript is spliced from 6 exons. NCBI's taxonomy places the organism in Eukaryota, Fungi, Ascomycota, Eurotiomycetes, Onygenales, Ajellomycetaceae.